Messenger RNA from Marchantia polymorpha subsp. ruderalis, 951 nucleotides. The record is from the annotation of a GenBank genome assembly. Lineage: Eukaryota; Viridiplantae; Streptophyta; Marchantiopsida; Marchantiales; Marchantiaceae.
AAGCUCGAAUCUCCUCACUAGUGUCUGGCAGUCCGUUGGUGGUCGGUUUCAUGCAGCAUAUAUCCAAUUGAUUCUGGCCUAAAGGAAGCAUGGGAUGAUAUCGCCCUUGGAUUGCAGAGACCGUGGCAAGUUUCUGGUUCUGGCAACCUCCAGUGGAACUCGCGCGCCACAUCCACAAGGUAAAAAAUUCAAAAUCUUCAAACGGGCACGUGCAUGGCAAGCUCUACGGUCAGUUUCCGUGGUGCUUGAACGUUUUGCGGUUCGCGAGUUCCUGGCUGUCCAGUCUGCAUCUCAGCUAUAAUAAGCAUCUUGUUAGGGUAACCCAAGAAAGUCGACAACGAGAGACCAAUUGGACAUGCGGCGCUCAAUGACCCAUCGACCAGUAGCCUGAUCAAGACCUACGACGUCUUUUCUUUCUUCCAUGUACGACAUGACAAGACUGGCUGUCAGUUUACUCGGCUUGCAUUCACAAGCGUGAUUUGAUUCGUGCGUGAAUCAAACAUCGAAGGGCAGUGGCGCCCUCCAGUCCCAAGGCAUUCGACGUCAUGCGCUACAGCAUACUAACGUGUCUAGGCCGGUAAACGCUACCCACACUGUCAAUUGGAUCGAAGGAUAAAAUGUACCAUCUGUAUUUAGACAUAAUGAUAUGGAUUGUGAGGAUGUGUACACCUGCCACUCCCCUCACCUUUAUGGGCUAAAAGGUCAGGAAAGCAGCACAUGGAAUUCACAAGAAUGCAGGUCACCAUUAUGCGUAACUCCAGAUUAUCUCUCCAUGUUCUUGCUGUUAUGCCGUGGCUGCACCCUUUUUGGUGUCCCUCCUCAUUGUUUAAAGUUACUCAAACUUCGAGCUUUAUGGGACCGGCGAUUCAGACUCUUCCAGUAAUAUUAUCACUCUUUGUUUUAUAGAAGGACAAAGUCACAAUUCAAUUUUGUUCUAGUUGAAUAGGGGAG